Messenger RNA from Penicillium cosmopolitanum, 336 nucleotides. RefSeq lists its product as uncharacterized. Lineage: Eukaryota; Fungi; Ascomycota; Eurotiomycetes; Eurotiales; Aspergillaceae. The coding region runs from base 1 to 336 and encodes 111 amino acids. The record is from RefSeq and is a predicted model, not a curated record. The transcript has a single exon.
AUGGCUGCCAACCGCACUCUUUUGCUGUGUGAUGAUCCGAAAUAUGUUUUUCAGUCCUUCAACAAUCUGGGUAACUGCUACACCGCAACUGGAGAAGCAGGAACCUCGAACUUCACCAAGAUUGUGGAAAGAUGCCUGACCGAUUACUGCAAGAAUCGAUAUCCUGAUCUAGGUGGCUGUGAGAAUUGGCACGGACCUACAGCUCUUCCAUUUGUUGUUAGCACGACGACAAGCAACCAGUAUUUCUGGAACAACGCUACCUGCGCUGGGGUCAGCAAAGGGGUCAAUACAGACAUUGGAGGGCCUGGCGUAGGUCAUUUCAACCCUACCCACUGA